Molecule: messenger RNA, 1137 nt
Organism: Colletotrichum spaethianum
Lineage: Eukaryota; Fungi; Ascomycota; Sordariomycetes; Glomerellales; Glomerellaceae
Product: putative 15-O-acetyltransferase SAT12
Exons: 2
Coding region: 1-1137 (378 amino acids)
Biological process (GO): mycotoxin biosynthetic process
Molecular function (GO): acetyltransferase activity
Source: RefSeq, a predicted model, not a curated record
AUGCCCAUGCCGCACCUAGCCAGGGCGGCUCUCCCACCUACUUCUUUACGUGCGCAUGACUACCAAUGGCGUCUAGCUAACGCUACCGAUCUCCCACAGUCCUGGAUACGUACGGCCCUCGGCGCCGAAGCUUGGCUUGGACGUCGUGAGUACCUGUCUUGUGGCCAAUACACCAGCUACAUUAGCACGACUCUCCGCAUCCAAUCAACCGGCACGACGGUAGACGAUCUGGAGUAUCGCUUUUCAAGGGCUCUCGUUCACCUUCGGUUCUGUCACCCGGAAUUGGCUUGUAGAGUUGUCAGGCUUGUAGCCUACGAUUAUCCAGGUUGUCCGCCCGAAGUUGCUUACACCGUGGCAAAAGACGCAGGCAGUGUUUCCGACCGGGCCAAGCGAACGAUCCAUAGGACCAUCAAGCGCCAAAGUGGAAUUCAGCUUUCUUCUAUAAUCACCGGGGACAGUAAGACGAGCUCCCUGCCGCUGUCUUCGGUCAAGAUUUUCGUCGCGAAUAACCAGAGCCAGGCGACAGAGCUUGGGAUCGGAGCUCGCGUGAAGGUCAUCUUUGCUUUCCACCCUGUUCUCUGGGAUGGCGUAAGCUCCCGCAUCUUUGUGGGAGACUUGCUGCGCUGCGCCGGGGAGCUGUGGGCCGACGAAGGACCGAGUCUCAGCACUCUUCAACAGUACGAUUGGGGCACCGAGACAGACAACUUGGCAGGAUCCAUUCUCGACGCGUGCAGGCCUGGUGUGACUGCAAUCGGGUAUGGCUUUGCGAAGAAACGAGACGAGCACGAAAGGAUUAUGCAUGAGGGAGCAUCUGGCUGGGGACUACCCGUUACCGAUGCCGAGGGCGAUCCGAAGACAAUUAGACGCAGUCUUACCAUCGACCAAAGCCAGGCCGUAAAGCAGGCUGUCAAGCAACAUCUCGGCCAAGACUACACCUUAACCCAUCUCGGCCACGCUGCCAUGAUCCUCGCUCUGCUCCGCGUCAGUCCUAUACCAUCAGGCUUUUCAGCUUCUGCCACUGUCGCUUCGCCGCUGCUUGUGAACGGUCGACGAUAUCUGAACGGCAAAUAUGACGACCGCCGCUAUGGAUCGUGCCUGGCCACUGCUUUCGUCGACCUGGCGCCCCUCGCACAAUAG